AUGGCUUGUUUAGACAACGAAGGUUUGCUCCUAACCCUUCAGACGCACAUUAAAAACAAGUUUGAUGCCUUAAAUGGAACAUCCUUAUCUGGAUACUGGGAUGCUAAAGGCCAAUCUCCAAAGUCUGGGACCACGUUCCCCUUGAAGGAUAUCAAAAUGUCAGAUGAACUGGUGCAUAAACUGGGACCGAAUUCUACCGGAGCAACCGACGAAGCCCCAUUGGGUGUUGUUCGAUUUCACCCAUGCCCAUCGCGUCGGAAAGAUCAUCUGGUCGGAUCAAAUUCAGGUCAUAGUUCAUAA
This is a messenger RNA of Echinostoma caproni, 300 nucleotides long. The record is from the annotation of a GenBank genome assembly. Lineage: Eukaryota; Metazoa; Platyhelminthes; Trematoda; Plagiorchiida; Echinostomatidae.